UUGGAAAAGCCCCCGCUCCCGCUUGCAGGGCACCACGGAUAGCAGAAGGACAUCAGAGUGGAGCAAUGAAGGUUCUGUGCCUGUGGUUACUUCUGCUGGUCUGCCUCGUGCUAAAAGUCUAUGGCAAGAUCUUCAGUCGUUGUGAACUGGCAACAAUCCUGCAACGCUGGGGAAUGGAUGGGCAUGAGGGCUACAGUUUGGAAGACUGGAUCUGCUUGGCAUAUUUUGCAAGCCAUUUCAACACAGCUGCUAUGACUCAGAACUCUGAUGGUACUUCUGAGUAUGGCAUUUUCCAGCUCAACAGUCGCUCCUGGUGUACCGACCACCACAGCAGUUCAAGGAACUUGUGCAGCUUAUCUUGUAGUGAUUUGGUGACUGAUCAGAUUAUCGACGACAUAAUUUGUGUCAAGAGAGCUGCAGUAGGCCCAGAAGGUUUGGAAGCCUGGGAUGGCUGGCGAAAUCAUUGCCGUGGAAGAGAUCUGCAUUACUGGACAGCUACUUGUAACCUGUGAAUUAAUUGUGCCACCAACAGAAAUUAUCACCUGCUAAUCAUCUCCUUUAUCUCCUUGUGCUCUGCAGUUGUGAUCCCAUAGUACACUCGGAUCAAAGGCAUGAUAUUUUACAGAAUAAAGCUCCUUUUUGAGAUAA
Messenger RNA from Candoia aspera, 648 nucleotides. RefSeq names its product lysozyme C, milk isozyme-like. The coding region runs from base 66 to 512 and encodes 148 amino acids. The transcript has 4 exons. Gene Ontology annotation, biological process: defense response to Gram-negative bacterium; defense response to Gram-positive bacterium. Gene Ontology annotation, molecular function: lysozyme activity. The record is from RefSeq and is a predicted model, not a curated record. NCBI's taxonomy places the organism in Eukaryota, Metazoa, Chordata, Lepidosauria, Squamata, Candoiidae.